AAUUUUUUUUUUGUAAUCUUUCGCCUUCGCGAUCUCGUCGCUAUGCUAUUUCCCUCGGUGUUUGUGAUCGCGCUGAGCUUCGCGAUCGGAGUGCAGGCACAACCACGCAGUGUCACUAAUACCCCAAUUGAUGGAUGCUCGACACUUCCUAGCUGGAAUAAUGAGACGAAUAUUGCUGGUCCGUGGUCAUUUCAGCUCACGGGAUGUCGGAAUGGGACAGCCUUCAAUGGCGCAUGCAAUAUCGAGGGCUAUGGAGCUACCUGCGACGUGAAGCGGUCGGCGGGAGAUAAAGGAAUUGAACAUGGAAUUAUUACCAUCGGCGACAGUUUACACAGUACGAAGACGAUGUUCCGCUGUAACGGCGCAUUGCACACCUUCGAAGCUUAUGUUCCUUCCGGCGCUAGCGGGUUAGAUUGGCAUGCGAUCGGGAUUCGUCGAGAUCCUAGGACGGGCGAGAUGGAAUGGGGACUGGGCUCCAAGGAAAGCGAUUCCGUCGAGGUAUAUCAGCAAUACGCCAACGGGGAAUCGGUUGAUGGCUUCCUGCUGGGAUCUCAGGGUCAAACCAACUGGGUGGUCCGGGAUUCUGGCUCGGAAGUGAGCACUUUGGAUCACCGGCCGUUUUGGUCCCUUCGCCUGGCUGGAUCGAAGACGAAGCGACGGGCUGGCGAGUAUGAAACUCAGCUUCGCAUCGAUAGCAGUUAA
Messenger RNA from Penicillium cataractarum, 702 nucleotides. RefSeq lists its product as uncharacterized. The annotation marks the transcript as partial. The transcript has 2 exons. The record is from RefSeq and is a predicted model, not a curated record. Lineage: Eukaryota; Fungi; Ascomycota; Eurotiomycetes; Eurotiales; Aspergillaceae.